Ilex paraguariensis (yerba mate) is the source of this 231-nucleotide messenger RNA. The record is from the annotation of a GenBank genome assembly. Lineage: Eukaryota; Viridiplantae; Streptophyta; Magnoliopsida; Aquifoliales; Aquifoliaceae.
AUGGAAAAACAGAUGUUUGGACGUGAAGCAGCAAAGGUGUUGGACUACGUAGAAUGCUUCCCUGAUGGAUACAGGAAAGGAGUAAAAAUAGCUGAGGCAUGUGCAAACGUUGCAAUUGAAGGGUUUCCAACGUGGGUGAUUAAUGGUCAGGUUUUGAGUGGAGAGAAAGAAUUGCCCGAGCUUGCCACACUAUCGGGAUUUGAAUUUGAAGAUUUGAGCAAAUCAAACUAA